AUGUCACCGGAUAUAGUUGGAGGCACGCUCGUGAAAUUGGAGACUGCUGGAGUGAAGAUUGCAUUGGCUGAGCUAAGCUAUGCUAAGGACGUGGCGAACCCGCAAAUAUUCAAGGAGUACCGAAGCAUCCCAGCCAUUUCGGAUACCACAAGAUCCAAGGAUCUUGUGCAGUACUGCAAAGAUAUCGAUGCCGAGAACCCGAACGGUCUUCGCGAAGUAUACUGGCCGAUUGCCGUGCAGCUCAACGAGGAAUUCGCCAAGUGGGCCGUGAACUACUUCCACUCGGUCGUGCCACAAAUAUCCACCGUCUUUGGAGCGGCCUGUUCUUGUAUACCAGAGUUUGGGGAGAAUGCACUAGGUCUUGACGCUUCCAAUGGCCCGGUUCAUUUGCUGCAAGUCUCCUGCUGGUGGGAAAAUGCCGCGGAUGAUGGCACCAUCUACUAA
Messenger RNA from Penicillium alfredii, 444 nucleotides. RefSeq lists its product as uncharacterized. NCBI's taxonomy places the organism in Eukaryota, Fungi, Ascomycota, Eurotiomycetes, Eurotiales, Aspergillaceae. The transcript has a single exon. The coding region runs from base 1 to 444 and encodes 147 amino acids. The record is from RefSeq and is a predicted model, not a curated record.